This is a messenger RNA of Cydia splendana, 1096 nucleotides long. RefSeq names its product general odorant-binding protein 70 (gene Obp73a). The record is from RefSeq and is a predicted model, not a curated record. The transcript is spliced from 6 exons. Gene Ontology annotation, molecular function: odorant binding. The coding region runs from base 142 to 696 and encodes 184 amino acids. Lineage: Eukaryota; Metazoa; Arthropoda; Insecta; Lepidoptera; Tortricidae.
GUGUUGCGUUCCAAACCGCGGUCGGUCGCGCACCUUUCGCUGCACGUGCCAAUAUCUCGUAAAACAUUUUUUAUAAAUAUUCGAGAUUUCAUUAAAAAGGUGUUAGUUUUUUUUAUUAGUUGUGUGUGUAGUGCAUUUAAAAUGGUUAGAAAAAUCAGUGCACUCGUCUGCUGUUUCUGCGUGUUUGGAAUAUCGCUUAGUGAUAGCGCGAUUUCCGCUGAAAGUGAAACGAGAUGUAGGAACCCGCCGACAGCGCCGCAGAAGAUCGAGCGAGUCAUCACGUUGUGCCAAGAUGAAAUCAAACUCUCUAUCCUCAGAGAGGCACUGGACGUGAUUAAGGAGGAGCACACGAUGCCGGCGCAAAAGCGGCGCAACAAGCGCGACGUGCCCUUCACGCACGACGAGAAACGGAUCGCCGGGUGCCUUCUACAAUGCGUGUACCGGAAGGUGAAAGCUGUGGACGGCUACGGGUUCCCAACGCUAGAGGGCCUCGUAGGCCUGUACUCGGACGGCGUGAACGAGCGCGGGUACUUCAUGGCGGUGCUCGAGGCCUCCAGGGAGUGCCUCAUGAAGAACCACGACAAGUUCUCCAGGACAGUGCCCAUGGACAACGGGCGUAACUGCGACGUAUCGUUCGACAUCUUCGAGUGCAUAUCGGACCGCAUCGGCGACUACUGCGGAAACUCCGGCCUCUGAACCAGGACGAACGCAGUCUUAUCUUAAAGCUUUAUUUUACUGUUACGACUGUCUUUUCCAUGGCGCUUUACGUUCUUUUGCAAUGAUAAGUAAUAAACCGUUUCGGUCCCAGUUGUAAAAUAUCCUCAAAAUUCAACAUUAAAUAAAGAGAUUUUUUUUGUGUAGGUUUUCAAAACACUCGCCCUACCAUAAAAUAUGAUAAAAAAUACUACUUUUCACCUUGCAAAUUUUUAAGUCGUCAAGUAGGCGGGCUAAUUUAAGUUACCACUUAUUUCAUAAGAGAAUGUGAUAAGAACAGUGUACAUAGAGUGAUAAAACUUAUAUUUACUAAAUUCUAAUGCUCAAUAACAUAGCUUAUAAACAAUAAUUAUUCUAAGAUUAAAUUUUCGUAAAAGCCAAA